ACGCUGUGGUUACAAGCUGUGGGCCUUUCAUCCGUGCAUUUUAUUGCAAUAGAUUGCAUCAUUAAUUUUCUCCUUCUCUCUCUUCCUCUCAAAUCCAGAGAGUUUCCAGGAUGCGGGAACAUAGUGACGUUUGCACAGUUCUUAUUCAUAGCAGUGGAAGGCUUUAUCUUUGAAGCCAAUUUUGGAAGGAAGCGGCCGGCCAUUCCAAUAAGAUACUACCUGAUCAUGGUGGCCAUGUUCUUCACAGUCAGCGUAGUGAAUAACUACGCCCUGAAUCUAAACAUAGCCAUGCCACUGCACAUGAUAUUCCGAUCCGGCUCUCUAAUAGCCAGCAUGGUUCUAGGUAUCAUCAUUUUGAAAAAAAGGUACAGCGUGUCCAAAUACACAUCCAUCGCCCUGGUGUCAGUGGGGAUCUUUGUCUGCACUUUCAUGUCUGCCAAACAAGUGGCUUCUCAGUCCAGCUCCGGCGAAGAGGACGGACUCCACGUCUUCCUGUGGUGGCUGUUAGGUAUCGCAGCCCUGACCUUCGCCCUCCUUAUGUCGGCCAGAAUGGGGAUCUUCCAAGAGACCCUCUACAAGCAGUUUGGGAAGCAUUCCAAGGAGGCGCUGUUCUACAAUCACGCUCUGCCUCUCCCUGGCUUCCUCCUCCUCGCCCCGGACAUCUACGCCCAUGCUGUUCUCUUCAGCCAGUCUGGUGAGUUUUCUUUGGGCAAAUGCAUUCGGGGCGUCUUCACCCUCACCACGGAGUGCCCCUCCCUCACCGUCACCCUGGUGGUGACGCUGCGCAAGUUCGUCAGCCUCAUCUUCUCCAUCCUGUACUUCCGCAACCCCUUCACUGCCUGGCACUGGCUCGGCACCUUCUUCGUCUUCGUGGGCACCCUCCUGUACGCCGAAGUGUGGAGCAGCCUGGGGGCCGGGCGGAGGGAGGAGGCCAAGGAGGAGUGACAGGCUGCCUCCGCUAGGACCUUUUGGAUGGUUUUACAGGACGAAACGCCGAGGGGUUGGUUCUAUAAUACAGACGAGCUGCUGGCAGGGCCGAGCUGCUGGGAAGCUGGCAGCCCCC
Molecule: messenger RNA, 1063 nt
Organism: Pelodiscus sinensis (Chinese soft-shelled turtle)
Lineage: Eukaryota; Metazoa; Chordata; Testudines; Trionychidae
Source: RefSeq, a predicted model, not a curated record